GUCCCCUUUCAGACUGUUUUGGUCUUUUCGCUGUUAGCUAGCAACGGAAGGAAUCCGAGGUAGCUGAAAAUCUAAUCUUGAGAUAAAUUUAAUUCCUUUUUACGAUCUAAAGAGAAGUUGACAAGAGGUGUUAUUCAAACAGUUGACACCGAAGAGUAAUAUUUGUUACAUUAUAGUUUUUAUUGUAGUUUUUUUCUGUUUUGUUACACAGAUACCAGGCUUUAUAGUUGCCUUUAGCUGGCUGCUAUUGCUAGCUUAGCCAGCUAGCUCUCAUAACAUUGGACCACAACUGCGAAUCGCAGAGCAAGUUGACAUUAGCUAGCUUGCUAAUCAUUGUUUGAUUUCGACAUCAUUGAAUACCGCAUAUUCAUCAUCUCUUUGGCUGAAACAAUCAUUUUGGAACUUUAGAAAUACACUUCAAACGUUGUCUUUUAUGGGAUCACCAUGUCAAUGAAGCAGGCCGGUGGUAUUCGCAAACCCGGCGGUGGCAGCAGUGCCGCUGCCUCUGGUGCUGGUGGAAGCGGUGGACGACAGAAUUUGGGCAGGGGAAGACAUGGUGCCAAAGCUCCUUCAGCGCCGGUUGUAUAUAAUGGUGUUUAUGCAAACAUGAGGAUGGUCCAUGUCCUGACAUCAGUGGUGGGCACCAAGUGUGAGCUCAGGGUGAAGAACGGGGGGGUGUACGACGGAGUGUUUAAGACGUACGGGCCGGAGUGUGACCUGGUGCUGGACGCUGCCCACAGGAAGAGCCCAGACCCCGGCGUGGGUCCUCGCAAGGAGGACAUUGUGGAGAGCAUCAUCUUCAAGGCCUCCGACGUGGUGGUGGUCACCUUCAAAGACGUGGACCCCAACUUUGCUAAAAAAGUCUCCUCAGACACAGACAACUUCACAGACUCUGCGGUGAGCAGUAGGAUUAACGGGGAGCACAAGGAGAAGGACCUGGAGCCCUGGGAUGGAGGAGAGACACAUACCUCCGACAGCCUGGAGUCUCUGGACACAGACGUGUCUAACGGUUGGGACCCCAACGACAUGUUCAAGUACAAUGAGGAGCAGUACGGCGUCAAGUCUACAUACGACAGCAGCCUCUCCACAUACACGGUGCCCCUGGAGAGGGAUAACUCGGAGGAGUUCCUGAAGCGAGAGGCACGGGCUGCCCAGUUGGCUGAGGAGAUCGAGGCCAGCUCCACCUACAAGGCCCGCGUCGCCCUGGAGAACGACGAGCGCACCGAAGAGGACAAGUACACCGCCGUGGUGCGGGGCGAGAGGGAAACACACACUCUCAGCAGAGAAAACAAGUACAUUCCCCCGGGCCAGCGCAGCAGGGAGGGGCUGUCGUGGGGGGCGGGGAGGCAGAACUCCCCCAGGCUGGUCCAGGGCAGUGGCGGCCCCCCCCCUCCCAGGGCCUGCCCCCACGACUACAGCCCCAACUCUGGGUCUGACCAGAGGGUCGUCAACGGAGGUUCCCAUUGGCCAUCGCCCUGCCCGUCUCCCUCCUCCCGCCCCCCCUCCCGUUACCAGUCAGGCCCGUCCUCCCUGCCCCCCAGGGCGGCCACCCCCACCAGACCUCCCUCCAGACCCCCCUCUCGGCCCUCGCGGCCCCCAUCCCACCCCUCCGCCCUCGGCCCCCCCGCUCCAGCUGCCACCCUGCCCAAACGCAUGACCUAUGAAGGACCCCCCAGGAUGUCCCCCAAGACCCAGAGGACCCCCCGCACUCACAGAGUCCCCACCUGCAGGAGUGGACUCCCACCCGGAGUGGACUUCAUCCCCCACAAUGCCCCUGGAGAGAUUCCUGCGCCUCCACCAACACGCAGCAGCUCCUCCGGAGGCACUUGGUCUUCUGUGGUCAGCGGGGGACACAGACCUCGCUCCCCUCGACAGAACAACAUGGGCGGGGCCUCUCCCGGCUCCUCCCCCCAGACGGGUACCGCCCAAGUAGAGGUGGUGACCACGCCCACUUCUGCUGCCUCCCCCACUGCUGCUAGCCCCGCCCCCAACAUGGCCGCCGCCUCCUCAGCGGAAGCUAAGGAGAACCACAUGCUGGAGACAAGACAAGCUUCUCCCACAGCCAACAAAGUUAACUUCCUCUUCCUGUUGUCCCUCUCUCCCUGCCUCCAGUCUCCAGCGAUGUACCAUGUUCAGAUGCCCCACAUGGCGGUGAACCAGUCUAAACCCUACAGACCAGGUAAAGUACCCAACAUGCCUCAGCAAAGGUCAGACCAGCACCACCCCCAGGGCACGCCCACCAUGAUGCACCCAGCCACGGCUGCAGGCCCGCCCAUCGUGGCCCAGAGCCCCGGAUACUCCACCCAGUACUUCACCUGUAGCCCGCAGCAGUUCACCAGCCAACCCCUGGUGCAACAGAUCCCACACUACCAGUCCCAGGCCCAGCAUGUGUUCAGCCCGGUGAUGCAGGGCAGCCCGGUGAUGCAGGGCAGUAGGAUGAUGGCUCCUCCCACCCACAGCCAGCCUGGCCUGGUCUCCUCCACCAGCCAGUACGGAGAGCAGACACACACCAUGUACGUGUCUCAGGGCCCCAUCCCUCAGCAGUACCCCCACCCCAGCGCCACCCUCCACCCCCACCCCCAGCACCCCCAACACCCCCAGCACCCCCAGCCCUCCGCCACCCCCACCGGCCAGAGCCAGCAGGGAGGCCAACAUGGGGGCAACCACCCGGCCCCCAGCCCGGUCCAGCACCCCCAGCACCAGGCCCAGGCCCUGCACCUGGCCAACGCCCCCCAGCAGCAGAUGUACUCCGCCCUGGCCCCCACCCCACCCUCCAUGACCCCGGGGCCCAACCCCCAGUCCCCGCAGGCCAACUUCCCCACGGCGCAGCAGGCCGUGUACCUGCACCCCCAGCAGGUGCAGCACGGGUACAGCCAGACACACCUGGCCCACGUGCAGCAGGCCCACAUGCAGUCUGGGAUGGUGGCCUCUCACCACGGAAACCCCGCCCACCCUCCAAUGAUGCUGAUGACCACCCAGCCCCCCGGCGGCCCCCAGCCCCCCAUGCCCCAGAGUGCCCUCAACCCCAUCCCCGUCUCCUCCACCACACACUUCUCCUACCUGGCACACCCUCAAGUGCAACCUCACCACCAGCAGCAGCUGUAGGGGGCGCUGUGGAGCACACGGAACUACCUCCUCCGCCACCAGAGAAGAAGACGCCGCAGCCUCUCUCCUCCUCAGACCUGCUACACAUGUGCUUCCCUCCCUCUCCCUCCCUCCUCCUCUCCCCAUCCCUCCCGCCCUCCCUCCUCCUCUCUCCAUCCCUCCCGCCCUCGCACUCAUGCAGAAUGUUAACAGAUGGAUGCAGUGGACAGAUAUUUUAUUGUUCUAGAGUUCUAACAACAGAAAAAGUCCUUCCUUCUUUCUCCCCUGCCACCACCACCUCCCUCCUCCUCCCCCUCUGCCUCUAUCACAGGCAGAGGGCUACCCCUGUGUAACUUGUUUCAGCUUGCCAAUUAAGAAUUGCGUGUGAGAGAUAAAAGAGACAGACUAAGAAAGAGAGAGCGAUAAAAGAAAAAAUCUGAACUGGAACUGAUAUUUUGUCUGCACCUUGAUAUGAAAAAUUCUUCCAACUUUAGGCAGUAUUAAUGUUACUGUUUAAUUUCUGCCGCUGACGCAUUUAAGACUUCAGAACAGGUUUCUAACCAAACUAAACUAAAGAGAAUCUUCCUGAGAUUAACAAUCGUUUGGCGGAGAGGAGAGAGCUGAUAUUUAUGAAACUAUGUGAUGGUGAAGUCCCACAUCUCACCUGACCAUAAUGUAACUUUUAAGUUAAAAUAAACUUUUACUUUGUAGAUAAUAUAAAUAAUUUAAAAAAUUAGCAAAAAAAGUUAAAAACAAUAAAAAAGUUUUAAAAACUGA
Messenger RNA from Osmerus eperlanus (European smelt), 3861 nucleotides. RefSeq names its product ataxin 2 (gene atxn2). Gene Ontology annotation, cellular component: cytoplasmic stress granule. The transcript has 20 exons. The coding region runs from base 445 to 3105 and encodes 886 amino acids. NCBI's taxonomy places the organism in Eukaryota, Metazoa, Chordata, Actinopteri, Osmeriformes, Osmeridae. The record is from RefSeq and is a predicted model, not a curated record. Gene Ontology annotation, molecular function: mRNA binding. Gene Ontology annotation, biological process: cytoplasmic stress granule assembly.